Macrosiphum euphorbiae (potato aphid) is the source of this 201-nucleotide messenger RNA. Lineage: Eukaryota; Metazoa; Arthropoda; Insecta; Hemiptera; Aphididae. The record is from the annotation of a GenBank genome assembly.
AUGGUACGACGUAUCUUACCCGCUGAAAGACCUGCUGUAGGUACUUCUGACCACCUUCGACUCUUACAGUACCCCAAAUCGCUGUCCACAUAUCGCUGUUCAUUGUCGUUCACCGACUUCAGUCUACCAGUUCAAGUCCGGUCAUCAUCCACUACAAGAUACGCCAGUCCACCGUCGAACUACACAGCAGCCACGUUGUGA